Messenger RNA from Antrostomus carolinensis (chuck-will's-widow), 1196 nucleotides. RefSeq names its product UBX domain protein 7 (gene UBXN7). Gene Ontology annotation, biological process: proteasome-mediated ubiquitin-dependent protein catabolic process. Gene Ontology annotation, cellular component: nucleus. Lineage: Eukaryota; Metazoa; Chordata; Aves; Caprimulgiformes; Caprimulgidae. Gene Ontology annotation, molecular function: ubiquitin binding. The annotation marks the transcript as partial. The transcript is spliced from 3 exons. The record is from RefSeq and is a predicted model, not a curated record.
GAGAGUCUCAUCGAUGCCAGUGAGGACAGCCAGUUGGAAGCUGCUAUCAGAGCCUCGUUACAGGAGACGCAUUUUGAUUCCUCACAGGCCAAGCCGGAGAGUCGAUCAGAUGAGGAGUCAGAGUCGGAGCUUUUUUCUGGAAGCGAAGAGUUUAUUUCGGUUUGUGGAUCGGAGGAGGAGGAAGAAUUGGAGAAUCCUACCAAGUUGAGGAAGUCUCCGCACAAGGACUUGGGGUAUAAAAAAGAGGAGAGCCGGAGGCCUCAGCCUGAGCCCCCUGCAAGGACUGAGCCUGGGACAACAUCAAAUCACAGAGUACUGCCCUGUAUUGAGGCAGGGAUACCGGAGGAGUCAGCUGACAAGCCUGAAAGUACAUUUCAGAGUCUAGAUGCGAAUGGACCAAAGGCACAGCUGAUGCUAAGGUAUCCAGAUGGAAAGAGGGAACAAAUUUCACUGCCUGAACAAGCUAAACUUCUGGCUCUUGUGAAACAUGUCCAGUCAAAAGGAUACCCCAAUGAACGCUUUGAACUUCUCACCAACUUCCCCCGAAGGAAGCUCUCUCACCUGGACUAUGAGAUUACGUUACAGGAGGCAGGCUUGUGUCCUCAAGAGACUGUCUUUGUGCAGGAAAGGAAUUAGCACUGUGGCCUGAGUUCUCCCAGCCUUCCUCCCCUCUCCUCUUUGCCUGGGACACCAACUCAUGAAAUAUAUGCAGUUGAGGGUCAUGGGAUUGCAGUGCUGAAAUCAGGCAGGCAGCUGGCUGGCCCUUUUCUCUCUUUCCUUCUCCUGCUCUAAGUGACCAAAUGAGAGUGUUCAGAGUUGUAUUUUCUUCCUCAGCCUGGGCCCUGCGCAGAGCAUUGGGAAGAACAUCUUCCCUUUGUUUUCAUGGAAUAAAGUCAAGCGGUGAUCUGUGUAUCCACUACGCUGGGGUUUGGAGUGGCCAUAAUACACGUACCCUUCUCGCUGCUAUUCUUAAAUCUGUUUUGUUUAAUUUAUUUUUGAAAAUAGUGUAUGAUAAGGCACUGAGACAUCCCUCUGUAAGGAGAGAAUGAAAUCUUCAGUACAGUCUUUCCUUUGUUUUGAUUCUCUACACAAAAGGUCUCCAUUAACCUUACAGCCUUCUUAGGGUUUUACUUAUCUAGCGCUCUGCAAAAACUUGGUUUUUGGGAAAGAGUUGGAUUGAGCUGUGGUGAGAUACU